This is a messenger RNA of Scatophagus argus, 7652 nucleotides long. Its product is annotated as KIAA0232 ortholog. The transcript is spliced from 8 exons. Lineage: Eukaryota; Metazoa; Chordata; Actinopteri; Scatophagidae. The coding region runs from base 634 to 4662 and encodes 1342 amino acids. The record is from RefSeq and is a predicted model, not a curated record.
GUCCUACACUGAAUGAAACUGACUUUUCGACGGCGGACAUUGUGGCUCUACGUAUUAAUUGUCAUCGAGGAAUGACCUUCCUCCUGUUUGAGCCGGAAUGUCGCCAGUUUCCUUGACGCUGUUGAAGAAGCACUGGAUGUGAAAACAGCGCCAUUUCUGUCGGCGUCCAUGAUAACGUGAUGCUACCGCAGCGGAUUCCAGAGCUCGAGCUCGGAACGGCAGCGGGAGAGAAAUAGCCGCUCCCCUUUCGCUGCUCCUCUUUACUUCAGCCCACGGCAGGUUGUGCCGGUGAAGUAAGACGUAGCCCCAAAAUGGAGCCCUCUGACUGACACACAAACACGUCCUGUGUUUAGCUCAGCAGCUGAGAUCUAUCAGCAGCAUAAGCCAUGCCUGACGAGUAAAAUCCCCCUUUUUGCUCAAAGCAAUAAAAAAAAAAAAAAAAAAAAAAAAAAAAGAUAAAAACAUCCUACAUGCCUCCCCAUGUAGUGCCCCUUCAGUGCAUCCUGCUGGAGUGACUGCCCCCUUUUCCUAGGUUCAGCCUCAUCCUCUCUAUACCUUUCUCCACUGACCACCCUACAGUAACUACCCAUCACAAUGCUGCUCCACCUGAGAAUGGCCAACACCUGAGGUCCCAUGCGUCCAGUGAGCACCGAUUCGGACGGUCCUGCUCCUCCUGAAAACCUCUCUUGCCCCUACCCCCUUGUGGGCCCCCUUCCUGUCUCAGAGAUGUCCCUGCUCCAGUCGCUGGGUCCAGUACAAAGCUGGCUUGGUCAGGAGCUGGAGAAGUGCGGGAUUGAUGCCAUGAUUUACACCCGCUAUGUCCUCAGCCUUCUCCUGCAUGACAGUUAUGACUACGACUUGCAGGACCAGGAAAAUGACAUCUUCUUGGGCUGGGAGAAGGGAACUGGGAAGAAAUGGGGCAAGAGUAAGAAGAAAGGUGGGACUGACCUGAGUCUUGAGGAAAUGAAGAAGCAGGCUGCUGUUCAAUGCCUCCGCUCUGCAUCUGAUGAAAACUCUGGAAUUGAGAGCCUGGUUGAAGAGCUUUGCUCUAAACUAAAGGACAUCCAAAACAAACAGAAAGAAGAAAAACAGAUUCAAAAGAAAUCUGAUGGCUCUCAGUCUCCAGAGCGAGCUGAGUCCCCCUCUUCAAAGGACCAGGUGGAAAUGUAUUAUGAAGCCUUUCCUCCUUUGUCAGAAAAACCUGUUUGUCUCCAAGAGAUCAUGACGGUGUGGAACAAGGCUAAGGCCUGUGCAUACUCAAGUUCAUCAUCCUCUGCAGCCCCACAGACCAGUACAGACACAUCUUCCCCAAAAGAUUGCAACAGUGAAGGCGAGGCUGCAAAGGAGCGAAAUCUUGAGGCAUGCGGUACCAUUGCUACUGUGACCAAUGAGAGAGGCCAGCAACGACGAAGCAAGAAGGAGAAAGAAAACCGAUACCAUGGUUGUGCAGCAGCAGAGGAGAAGUCUGUUAUCCACUCCAAGAGACAGAUAAGACACAGAUCUGAGGGCAAAUACAGACCCAGAUCCUGGUCUUCUGGCUCAAGUGAGGCAGGCUCAAGCUCAAGUGGGAACCAGGCUGACUCUAAGUCAUCCAGAAGCAAGGCAGUUAGAAUCAGGCACAAAUCCAGGGAGGCUGCAAAGAAUAAGAGAACACGCAACAGUGGGCAGGUGAAGGUAAUCGACAAAGAGGAGCGGAGAAACGCAGGAGGGAGCAGUAGCAGCACAACUGGAGGUGCUGCCAAACAACAACAGCUUUACAAAAAGGGGAAGAAAUCGCUGAAGGAGAUUCGUAAAGAUCCAGGCUGGAAGGAAGGAAAAGAGACCGCAGUUGAGGCCAGUAACAAAAAGGAGUAUAUGGAGGAGCCACUUUGGUACACUGAGCCCAUCACAGAAUAUUUUGUACCUUUCAGCAGCAGACAAAGUAAGCUGGAAACAAAAUAUCGAAAUAAAGUAGACUCUGUGGAUGGCUUUGCUUUGUCAACUGACAUGGAUAGGCUACCAGAGAGAAUCCAGGGAAUCUGCAUUGCCAAUGAGAGCUACCAGAGAGCAUACUUAGCAGCGGGCUCAUUUGUGGAUGGGCACUUUGUAGAAGGGCCAGGCGAGGCAGAGGAUGAAGCUGCUGAACUCACUGGGACCUCAAGCUGCCCUCAGCCAGAGGAUAGUAGAGAUUUAGAUGACAAGCAUCUGUGUGAAUUCACUCACUUCUAUGAAGUAGAUAUAUAUCAAUCCAUACUGGAUACUAGUGCCUCAGACUCUAUACAAGAGAGUCGGAUCUUAAGCAUGAUUCGACAAAAAAGCAAAGAGCAAAGAGACAUUGAGGGAGAAUGUUGUUUAGUGUUAGAUGGCCUUGAGCAGCAAGGGAAAAGUGCAAUACGGGCAGACUCACAGGAAGCUUCGGGAUCUGUUGAAUUCUUAAUGGAGGAUCUUGAAAACAUUGCUCAAGUGUGGGGAUGUUAUUCACCAUCUACUUCAGAAGAUAUAGAAGGAGAAAGCUUCAUAGGAGACUCUCCCAUUCGGCUCUCACCCCUUCUUGAUAGUGUUUCAUUCACACUGAGCAGACUAUCUGGAAAUCCGGAAGAGCCACCUGUUCCUGAAGCCACCAGUGAACCAUCUGGUUUGAACUCAUCCUGCUUCUCUCUUUUUGAGCUGCAGUAUGACAGCCCCACUUUUCCUUUUCCCUGCGACUCACUCACCGUUGGUCAUGAAAACAACACAGAUUCUAGUAGCUGUCUCGACCCACAUUCUAACAAACAGUCUCGUUUGCUAAUAUGGACCAAAAAUAGUGCCUUUGAUGAAACUGAACACUGUUCUAACCUUUCAACACGAACUUGCAGUCCGUGGUCACAUUCAGAGGAGACUCGUUCAGACAAUGAGCAAGGAAAUGUUCCGACAGAGGAUCCUGCUCAAAUUGGCAAUGAAGAGCUUGAUUGUAUGAUCCCUCCUCUCUCUGGUACAUAUUUGGAAGAUGAAAUCUUGGAUUUUUUGCAAGAAAACUCUGGCCGAAAAUGUGAGGAGGUCAGUGUUAGUUCAGCGUCCAGUCAGACCUUCACCAAAAAAUCGAAAUUGGAGUCCAUUUGUGGUAUAGCAUUAGAAGAGGAUGAGAGUAAACAGUACACCACUGGCAUGUUUUCAGACAACACGAACCAACACAGUGAUGACUACAGCUCAGGGAUAAUAAAGGACAUUUGGACUGCGAUAGGAGAUGACAAAUCUGUAAUUUCUAGGCAAGGAACAGAAAAAACAAGUGAGGGGCUAUUCUCAGAUGAGUCAAGUGGUUACUGCUGCAGUUGUCUGGAGGUGCAGGCAAAGGGAGUUCCAAUUCAGGGACCUCAGAAGAAAGCAGUGCAGCGAUCAGAGUAUCACCUUUGGGAAGGCAAGAAAGAAGAACAGGACUUAGCCAAAAACAAACUCUCCAACGUAGAUGGUGCUGGGGAUUACAUGACUCCGUCCAAGCCCUGGGACCUGAGCUCUGACAAAGACAGUACAUCGUUCAUCCUAGGAGGGGUGUAUGGAGAGUUGAAGACACUAAGUGGUGAUAAAAACUGGGCUGUCGUGCCACCAGGUGACACUCAAGAUAGCCUGCUACAGUGUGCUGCUGCAGCCGCAUCUGCUUCUAGCUCAGACAUGCUUACUAUCACUGGCACAGAUGUGUUCAUGAACACUGGCAGCUGCUUUGCCCCUGGGCACAGGCCCCUGUGGAGGCCACUUGUGUCCUUUGGGCAGAGUGACCAGGCCAUUAGAGGAAGCGGAGAUGGAUUGAAUAAGGGAUUUUCUUUUAUCUUCCAUGAAGAUUUGCUUGGAUCUUACGGAGGCUUGCAUGGUGAGGAGCAAGGUUUAGAAUACCCGUUUGCAUCCUUCAGCCUGAACAAUCCCUUCUCUCAAGUCCUCCAUGUUGAGUGUUCUUUUGAGCCUGAGGACAUGGCUUCGUUCAGUCCAGGGUUCAAGCCGAAAUCUAUUCUAUGCUCGGACUCUGAGAAUGAAGCCUUCCACUCACGAAUAUAUGGCAUCAACCGGACACAGUACAGGGCCAUUCGCAUUUCCCCCAGGACUCAUUUCCGACCAAUAUCAGCCUCUGAGUUGUCUCCGGGUGGAGUGAGUGAUUCAGAGGCUGAGACUGACAAAGACGAGAUGAGUUUUCCUGCCCUGGCACCGGUGGACGUCUUUGAUGAUCCUCAGGCGGAUCUCAAACCUCUGGAGGAGGAUGCAGAAUGUGAGGGCCCUUAUUAUGGGAAGUCAGAACUGGAAUCUGGUAAAUUUUUACCCAGAUUAAAGAAGUCUGGCAUGGAGAAGAGUGCCCAGACCUCACUGGAUUCGCAGGAGGGCACCAGUACCCUCCUGCCAAUCACUGAGCAAGAGAUUUGCUUAGACUGCAAAACGGCAGCAUCUGCAUCAACUGCAGGUGGAGAAACCGUCAUCUCAGUAGGCAAGAUUCAAAAGGAGGAAUCUUCAGGUGAAAAACAGUCCUGCUUAUGUGCACCAGCAGGUCAUAUUCCCAAGUAUGGGAUUGCUUAUGACUUUGUUGGAGAUGUACCAGAGUUCCCUCUGUUAAAUGUAAGUGGACAGGGAGGAACUGGCAACCAGCAAGAUGAGUGCUGGUGGCAGAACACACUCUGUUCCCCCCUUUUCCCUGGAUCUCAAUGUACAGGGAGCAGCAACAUUUGAAUACUCCAGUUUUGCAGAGGACAUCUGUCAUAGAGAGGAAACCUUCCUCUUCUUUUGUGACUGGACCUCUACCAGCAAAGAUUCAGGGUCAUCUCAGAGCUGGAAAACCUAAUGUAGGCUAAUUUCUGGUUUUCAUUACUAACUUAAAAUCUUGUGUAAUCAGUCAGAUCAACAAAAAGUGUGUGGAAAAUAGGAAAACUCAAAAAAUAUGUUCUGUCUUUGAGUGAUGCCAUGUGCAGACAUGCAUUUAGAAUUUGUUUCAUUUGAUUCUUCUGUACACUGGUCCUCAUUCAAGUUUCACAUUUAAGUGGUAGGGACAAUCUUUUGCUCUAUCCUUGUCAGUUUUGUUCCCACCAUUUUGCUUUUGAACUAGGAUACUGGUUGUUGGUGGUGUCUGAAUGGUUGUGCAUGUGUGUUCGUCCAGCCAGUCUCACUCCUCUUUUUCAAGUUGAACCUAAUGUUGUGCGACACAACUGCUAUUGCAUCCUCUACUUUCCAUCUUGUGUUCAGAAAGAUGCUACAAGGAUGUUGAGAUUUUUGAGUUGUGUAAGAAUUUGAGAGUUUAAAUAGUUUGUUUUGAUGACUUUCUGAAUGUGAAGUGGAGAAUGUGUGCAGCUUUCUUCUCAAUAUCCCUAAAUUCCCCUUGUGUGAACCUUAUCAAAAAUGAGUCUGAUUUUUGAAUGGUGAUAGUCUUACAAAAACUAGUAGUAGACAUAGUAUGGUUUGUGAGGCUAAAAUAAAAAAAUCAUUUGAAAAAUAAAAAAACAGGAAAUCAAAAAGAGUUUUGUUGGGGGAAAAAAAUACUAAUAAUCUACUUGAAAUGCAAUGCAGUAAAAGAAUCUGGGGGAAAAGUUUGUGUUUUGGGGUAAAGACCCAUCAUGAAAAGACAUAACUACAGCCAUUUUUGCAGACAUCUGUGUUGCAACUGAAUGAAACUUUGUUUUUUUUUUUGUAAUUUCUAUGGUACAGACUAUUGGUGCUAUAAAUAUGUUCAAAAAAAUUUGGAUUUGAAUUUCCAUAAUAUGGCUGUGAUAAGUAGAUGCAUAGCCAAGUUUUGUUUGUAGUCCAGACAGUCAGACUCCAUGAAUAUCUUUUUGCAAAAAUUGUGAAAAGAAAAAAAAAAAAAAAAGAAAAAAAAAGUUUUGCCUGAUCGCAGUUCUUGCUUAAUGUGGCUUGAUUUUUAUUUUAAGGUAACCUGUAACAGCUGAAGCAGUUUUCUACACGUCUUUUCCGUUCAUUGUCCCUGAGCAGACAGGACAAAAUCAGCAGGGACUGAUGAUCAAUCAUCCAUGCUGCAAGUAAACAAAUAAAUAACAAACAAGUGGUGGGGCAAUGGUCAAACCAAAAACAUGGCAUAAUUACACUAAGGUACAAAUGCUUUUUUUCCAUAUGAGGUGUGUUUUUUUUUGGUUUACAGUAUAUCUUGUUGAAAUAUUGAGUAACGUCUCACUGUGUGCGCGUGUGUGUGUGUUAGCAACAGAACUUGUGAAGGCACUGGUUCAGAAUGAGUGUACUAGAACUUUAUCUCAGAGAAAAGUGAAUGUAUGCAGAGACAUAUAUUCACAAAAAUGCAAAUGCAUUAAUUUCCCCUAAAUUUAAAACACACCUGAAAAAAUUAGCUACAAACCUUUGAGGUCUGGUUGGACUGGCCCUUAUUGUGACAUGUGCUUUGAAAAUGAAAUUGAGUUAAAGCUUCUGCAGAUAAAUGCAUUUUGCAUUUCUUAAUAUCUUUUUUUGUUUGUUUUUUUUUUUAAAUAGGUUGAGUACAGUAGGAAGAUGACUUAUUGUCCUAUUGCCAUGUGAUAUAAAAAUGAAGCCCAGCUAACUAAAUUCAUCCCUCCAUUGAAUAACAACAUGUCAGCAGUGUGAGCAGACUUGCUGUAAUGCACUGUCGCAGGUGAAGGUGUCCAUAUUGCAGGCAUGGCUUUGGAAAUGGCUUCCUCAUUGUGUGUAAAGGCCCAAGGUUUUGUUUAAUCAGAUGCCACUUCAACUGAAAACGGACCCUUCCUCAAGCAGCUGAAUGAAAGGUACUCCAACUUCAGGGUCUUCUCACCUUUCUUUGACAGUCAUUGGACACUCAGGAAUUUUUUAAUAUAAUUGUAUGCUACACUCAGACCUGUGACAGUGCAUUGAUGCAUUAAUAUAAAAUCUUUUUUUGAUUGUAGAGCAGAAAUUAUUGACAGGAAUUCUUUCCAAGCAAACCAGAGGUGACUGUCAUUAAUUUGGGGCAGGGGAGGGGGGAUAAAAACAAGCAAGCCAUUGUAGAUUGCAUAAGCAAUGUGGAGGGGAAUUCAAGUGCCCUGAGUCCUAUGCAAUACCUUGGCGCAUGUAAACAUCCAAGAAUAUAUGGAGAAAAGUCAUUCAGUUAAUUUUGCACGUUGAUUACUUUUGAGUGAGGGACACCUGAAGGGGGGGGGAAUAAAUAAAUGAACAGUGGAAUGUCACUAAAAAUGCAGCAUGCAAACAUCACACUCCAUCUUUUUAUGUUGGAUUAAACAAAAAAAAUUGCUUUAAAAAAAAAAUACAAGUGAGGUUAAAAUCUGUGAUUGAAAGACUGCUAUGACUGUGUGCAUGUGUGAAUCUGAGUGUGCAAGAAACUAAAGUCACAAAAAGCACUUACUUAGGAGUUGAAAGGAAUGCAUCACACCUUUCUCCAUUUAAUUCUUCCAUUUUGAUAGGCCGUGAUUUUUUUUUAUUUGUUUUUUUUUUUGUUUUUUGUUUUUUGUUUUUUUUUUUUAAGUAUGACGAGAAAAAAAAAUGCAUUCAGUGAGGGUAUAUGCAUUUGGAACGACAUUGAAAGAAUGGAGAAGUUUCGAUAUUACUCUGGUUUGAAGAACAUAUCCAGCACUGAAAACUUUCCUCGUCUUUUCAUUCCCACCAAGAUGCUCCUUCACCCUCCUUGUUCCCUUGUUACAUGUACACCCUGAAUAAGUUGUUUUGUUUCAUUGUGGAUUUUCUUAACAUCUAAUAAAUGAAUAAACCAAACCUCA